Molecule: messenger RNA, 2025 nt
Organism: Harpia harpyja (harpy eagle)
Lineage: Eukaryota; Metazoa; Chordata; Aves; Accipitriformes; Accipitridae
Gene: EEF2KMT
Product: eukaryotic elongation factor 2 lysine methyltransferase
Exons: 8
Coding region: 156-1172 (338 amino acids)
Source: RefSeq, a predicted model, not a curated record
CUCAGCCGGGAGAGCAUCAGACUUUUAAUCUGAGGGUCCAGGGUUCGAGCCCCUGUUCAGGCGGGAGGGUUCCUCUUUCUUGGCGGCUCCUCCUCCGCGGCCCCGCCCCGGGGCGGCGAUCAGGCGAGGCCGGGGAUGCGCGGCCUCACCCGGCCAUGGCCGAGAGGGAGCUGGGGUCCCGCUUCCAGCGCCGCUUCCUGGCGGCCCGGCAGCUCUCUUCCUUCCCCUGGCCGGAGCUUGAACAAAACCUGCGGACCUCGCCGGAUUCCUCCGUGCUCGUGGACAUUCUGCACAAGACCAUUCUCCACCCUCUGUCUGUAAAAUAUCCCCCCUCCACCAAGUACAGAAGAUGCUUUCUAACUGAACUCAUCAAAAAGCAUGAAUCCACAGCACCUGAACCCCUGGAUGAACUGUAUGAUACGCUGGCAGAUAUUUUAAAUGAAGAAGAAUCUACUCGCUGUUACAAAACCUACUUGCUGCCCACGGGAGAACCUGUUACCCUUUCCGAGAGCGUGGCAAUUAUCUCUGGAGGAACCACAGGGCUCGUCACAUGGGACGCUGCUCUUCAUCUCGCUGAAUGGGCAAUAGAGAACUCCGCUGUUUUCAGUAACAGGACAGUCUUGGAAUUAGGAAGUGGGAUCGGCUUCACUGGAAUUGCAAUCUGUAAAACCUGCAAACCCAAGACGUAUAUAUUUAGUGACUACCACCAUUGUGUUCUCAAACAGCUGACAGAAAACAUCUGUUUGAAUGGCUUUGUCUUGGAGCCUGGAACUGCCCAGCACAUCCAAACAGAAUCCCAAGGCCAGGAGGCAGAAGCAAUGAAUUACCAAAACCCAAAACUAAUUGUUGCAGAACUUGACUGGGGCUCAGUUACAGAAAAACAACUGUUGGAUCUUCAACCUGAUGUCAUCAUUGCAGCAGAUGUGGUAUAUGAUCCAGAGAUCAUUUUAGUCCUUAUUGGUAUGCUACAAAAACUCUCCAGUUCCAGAGCAGACAAAAAACCUCCUGAGGUCUACAUUGCUUUCACCAUUCGUAAUCCAGACACGUAUCACCUGUUCCAGGCUGAACUUGAAAAAGCUGGAAUCAGAUGGCAGAUUACUCCAGCCCACAGCAACACUGUUUUUCUCUGUGACGUGCAGCCAAACGUAACUAUUCUACAGCUAUUUAUAUAGACUUGGCAAAUAUGACAGAAUUUUCAGACCAACGGGAGCUAUCUUGUUCUUGCAACAAGAUUAUCUUGAAUUCUAGAAAUGUACAUGAGAGGCACUGAGGAUACAACUAUAUGCACGGACUGUUGUCAGAGUUAUGCUUGUUCCUGUAAUUGUCAGCAUGUACGCAAGCAAGCUGCUGCCCCUGAAAAGUAUCUGUGAACCUCAAGCAACAGAAAAGAAAGGCCCCCCUCAUACUGCGCUUUGAUUCUGUAGAAGACAACAGAAUUGAACUGUAUUUUUUUUCAGCUGUGUUUUGAUUUGUAAACAAUGGAGGCAUAUCUGCAGGAUCACAGAAUGAGUAUCUCACACUGACAAGGGAGCAAAACAGUGUUUCAUAGUAAUAAAUAUUUUUUUAAUAUUAAAACCAGCUGUAAUUGUCUACUCUGUGUUUUUUUUAUACUUGUCUGUAUAUACUUGCAUACUUGCAGUAUGGGUCAUCUUAAAAGUGAGUUAUGAACAAUACCUACAGUGAACAUAGUAGAUAGUGUCACAAGCUUACAUGAUGCUGUAAGAGGAAGUAAUACACCCUGCUGUAAAUCAGGUCCAUCUUUACUCUGCAGUGAUGACAAAAAUCAGAACUUGAUUUACAUUUCUCUCAUAUAAGGACUGUCACUUUCAUAACUAACUAUUGGGAAGCCAUUCUCUCAGAUGGCCAGAAAAUAAAGAAUCACACUCUGCAGCAAUACUCUACGUAUACUGCAAGGAGGAAGAACUGAGCUCACCUUCUUUGAAACUUUCCAUAAUCCAUUAAUCAUUUUCCUGUUGGACAGUAUUAACCCUGAAGCAGAAAAUAAAAUAUGCUGCUUUCUCCUGA